This is a messenger RNA of Dunckerocampus dactyliophorus (ringed pipefish), 717 nucleotides long. Its product is annotated as complement C1q-like protein 4. The record is from RefSeq and is a predicted model, not a curated record. Gene Ontology annotation, molecular function: protein binding. The transcript is spliced from 2 exons. Lineage: Eukaryota; Metazoa; Chordata; Actinopteri; Syngnathiformes; Syngnathidae. Bases 28 to 345 code for a protein of 105 amino acids.
GUGAUCUUUGGCGAGGUGCGCACCAACAUGGGUAACGCCUAUGAUGCCAACAUAGGCAUUUUCACAGCCCCCUACAAGGGCGCCUACUUCUUCACCUUGAACUACAGAUCACGGGGUCAGAAGAUUUAUCUAUCUGUGUAUAAGGAGAAGAAGGAUGGGAACAGAGAGUAUCUGAUGGACAUGUUUGACGACACCAACAACACAGAGAAGGACUACAUGGCCUCCAGCAGCAGGAUAGUUGACCUGGAGCAUGAAGAGAAGGUGUAUGUCAAUGCUGAAAUUGGCCAUGUACUUACAUCUAGUUGGUCUAACAUGUUCAGUGGCUUCCUGCUGCAUCCCAUGUAAAGUGGGGGCGGGCGCAUCCAUCCAUGAUAUCAGGGCAGUAUCGCUAUGGGAUGGAUGAUGUGUAUUCCAUGAUAUCGUGUGGCUAACGUUCCACGUGUGUUUAUGGGUAUUGAGGGCGUACAGGUGGCGUGUGGCUGAUGCCACCUACUGGUAACGCUUGUCAUAUUUACUCGUAUUCUGCUCUGUAUUGUUUUCCUAAAGGGACUGUUUGCCAACAUCCCGCCCUCUUCCUGUGUUGGCACGGAAGGCUAUUGCUAACAUGCUAGCUUCUAUUUGUUCCCUUGAAAUGUUGUCAUGAUUUGCCAACCAUGUGCCCUGCUAAUGGAUCAUUCUGGAUGUGAUGCCAACAUACUGGAUGCCAGCGGACGUGUC